AUGGACCGAAGAAGAAAGAAAAGCUCAAAACCUUAAUCAGCCUUAGACAGAGGUGGUGAUGAUGAUGAUCUCAAUAUUUUUGAAGAAGACCGCAUUUGCUUGGUAAAGUAUUGCAGAGAUAAAACACAUUACCAUCCACCUAGAAAGUAGUAAUAAUUCCCAUAGUUUAGCGUAGACUCGUAAAUAUAACCAAUGAAUGACAUUGGCUAAGGAACACCCUUUCCCUUGCCAUUAGUUAUUGAUAGAAAAGAACUGAAAUUUGGCGCAGAGGGUCAACUGGGAGCGGAUAAGAAAGUUGUUGUAACAGAAUUGGCAUUAGAUCAUUGGCUAGCGCAGAAUUACAAUCUCAAUAUUGAUUCAAUUCCACCAUACAGACCUUAGCACAUUCCUAAUGAACAAAUAAUCUCACCUUAGAGCUUAAAGUCAAGAACUUGGAUCUAGAUCUGCGUUUCUCAAAAACAGAUUCCUCAAUCAAAGAAAUAAUCAAGGCCAAAUAAACUAAUUAGAAACAGAUUAAAAUCUGAAAAUAUAAGAUUCUUAAGUAACAAUGAAAUUGAGCAAACUGCUAGUGUGAUUGAUAAUUACUAUAGAACUCUAAAGAAAAGUAAUGAUAAAAAAGAGAAAAGAAAGAAAACAGAGAGAGAUAGCAUUGAUAUUGAUUUGAACGAGAAAGCUGAUUCAAAAUAAGAGGAAGUUAAAGAUUACUAAGAAAAUAUAUAAAAUAAGGCUAUUUUCAAGAACAGACAUAGAUCUCGAGGAACACAUAUUUAAAAUUAAAGCUAAACCAAAAAUCGAACUUAGUCAAGCCUAAUGAAAAUUAGAUUUAUGGAUUCAGCAUCUAAAUAUUCUGCCCUCAAUGCCACUGCAGCAACGCUAUUUGAAAAUAAUUAUUCCAGCUUGGCUAAGUCAUUUAAUAAGACAGCCAUGUCUAAUAUUAGCAAAGACUUUUAGAUGAACUUUGAAAAUUAAGGUUAAUCCAGAAAUUCAUUGCAAGAAAAAAUUAGCUCUUUGAUGUUAAAAAGCAAAACUAUCAUGAAUAAAACUAGGGUAUCAGAAUUUAAAAAUGAAAGUAACUAGGUCUAAAAGUUUAGAGAAACUCAGCAUUUAAAUAGCAUACUUAAUAAAGAUUACGGAAUAAAGUUGAAUGAGUAAUCGAUUGAUCCUGAGUCCUCUUAACUUUUGCAAAACUAUAUGAAUGUGUCUACUUCAAUUAACAAAGCUUAAUUUAUCACAAACAAAAGAAAGGAACUGGAUAAAUCUUUUAUUUAAGCAGUGAAUGAAGAGGAAAAAAUUUAAAGAGAUAACAUAAAUCAAAUUAUCAAGGACUUGGAGCUUGAUAUUGAUGAAUCACGAUUCACUAUGAAAGAAGAAGUAAUAUUAGAAAUGUAGGAAUUCAAAUUAGACUUCUAAAAAAUGCAAUCAAGGAUACAAGAUAUGAAAAGUCCUAAUUUUUGGCUUUAAAAGGCCAUUUAAUAAUGUAAUAAUGACUCAGUUGAGUCGUCCAUUGAUUACUAUAAAUAAGGGCUAAGAGUUAAUCCAACUAGUGAAAUUUUACUUUACAAUUUAGCUUGCUAAUUUUAGAAAAUUGGAAAAUUUGAGAACUCUAUUAGAUGGCUGAAGCAUUCCCUAAAUAUUAAGCCUCAGUGGACUGAUGCUUAUUAUGGCUUGGCAAUUACUAAAUUCAAAAUGCAAAAGUAUGAUCUUGCUCUAAAGAAUAUUGAGCUAGCAAUUGAAACUCAUUAAGAGUAAUUUAUUUUUAUUCAUUUAUUCUAGUGCUCUUAGCUGAUGAAUUUUUGUGCAAAGACUCAAAAGCAUGUGGACAACAAGAAAUAUCUUAGCAGUUUCUUUAAUAAGCAAAAAAAGAAUCUCGAGUAUGAUUUAAAUAGACCUGCAAUCUUAGAGCUACUUUCUUAGAAAUCUUUUUUCAAAAGACUUUCAGAAGAGACUAUUGAUUAAUACCUGACUAAAUCAUAAAUUGUAAAGUAUGAAAAAGAUGAUUUGAUUUUCCUGAAUAAAAGAGUGGGCAUCAUUACAAAUGGAUCAGUGUCAGUAAGAAACCACACUGAAUAAAUAAUGAAGCCCAGAAUAUUGUGCAAAGCUCUGGAGGGUUAGAUUUUGGGUUACGAUGAAAUAGAUAAAGAAAACAUGUCGACUCACUCUUAAACUUGGCUAGUGGCUUUGGAAACAACAGAGAUAGUGUUUUUUAAGAAAGAAACAUUCAAAAAGAUUUGGGACUCAUAGAGGCUUAAAACAAGUAAUCAAAUAGCACUUGCAUUGAUCGAAAAGAAUUUAUUCUUUUCUUAUCUAAGCAAGCAAAGUUUAUACUUCUUUAUAUAUGAAGGGAUGAAAGAAAUUUAUUACUAUCCUGGAUAAUUGAUUGCGGUUUAAUCAUUAAGAUCUGUUCUCAAUAAAUCAUACUUGCUCUUCUAUUAAAAUAUAGUCCUGGAUGAUGAAUUGAUGCACACUAUUCCCCAUGGAGAAAUAUUUGGAAAGUCUUUCAUUAUUAAACAUCCUAGCUAUGAGUAUUUCGGAGAUAUUUAUGCAGGUGAGAAUGGAGUAACAAUCUAUUUCUUUGAUUAUGAAUUGAUGAAGAGAAUACCAGUUAUCGAAAUACAGAAUAUCAUAUAAAGUAAUAUUCUGAGAAAGAAGGACGGUAUUUUCCAUAUGAUAGCCUCAAGAUUCAAAAUGGAUAUAAGUGAAUUGAAGAAGUACUGA
This is a messenger RNA of Stylonychia lemnae, 2715 nucleotides long. The record is from the annotation of a GenBank genome assembly. Lineage: Eukaryota; Ciliophora; Spirotrichea; Sporadotrichida; Oxytrichidae.